Molecule: messenger RNA, 1517 nt
Organism: Megalopta genalis
Lineage: Eukaryota; Metazoa; Arthropoda; Insecta; Hymenoptera; Halictidae
Gene: Stoml2
Product: stomatin like 2
Biological process (GO): mitochondrion organization
Cellular component (GO): mitochondrion; membrane
Source: RefSeq, a predicted model, not a curated record
AUGUGCUUCAUACAUUUUAAGCACACAGCCUUACCUAUUUCAGGUAUUAUAAUAGAGGCGAAUAUUACCUGAAUAAAAACAUUUCAUUUGAUUUUGUGUAUGAUUCAAUCAUCGGAUACCAAUUUUUAAUCAGUUGCUGUAAAUAUAGUUUUUUAACGAUAUUUUUUCGUAGCAAAAACGUGAUUUGACUACGGUCAACUACGGUUUAAACAGACCGAGAUAAGGUAUUCUAUUUGACAGAGGAAUUUUCCAUUAUCACCUCAAUGUUAUUACGAAAAUAUAAAUUCAUAAUGAAUAGCAGAUUUAAAUUGUUCGCUCGUAAUUUUGGGGUUUUCAAGCCACAUCUUGCCCUCGAACAUUCUGCCCCUCGAAUAGCUGUAGCACAUGUUAGACAUAAAUCCAGUGGACCUACCAAUACUGUUAUAAUGUUUGUUCCGCAACAAGAGGCAUGGAUCAUUGAAAGAAUGGGCAAGUUUCAUAAAAUUUUAGAGCCAGGAUUGAACAUACUAAUACCAAUAGUUGAUCGGGUUAAAUAUGUUCAAUGUCUCAAAGAAAUCGCUAUAGAAAUUCCUCAGCAAUCUGCAGUGACUUCAGAUAAUGUUACAUUAAACAUCGACGGAGUAUUAUAUUUAAGAGUAAUCGAUCCAUACUUGGCAUCUUAUGGAGUAGAGGAUCCAGAGUUCGCUAUAAUCCAAUUAGCCCAGACCACAAUGAGGUCAGAGUUAGGAAAAAUUUCUUUGGACAGAGUAUUUAUGGAGAGAGAAGGCCUCAAUGUUUGUAUCGUCGAGAGUAUUAACAAAGCAAGCAAAGUGUGGGGUAUCGCUUGUCUUCGUUACGAAAUACGUGACAUAAGACUACCACAACGAGUACAGGAAGCAAUGCAGAUGCAAGUGGAAGCCGAACGCAAAAAACGAGCUGCGGUUCUGAAUUCGGAAGCUCAAAGAGAAUCAGAGAUAAAUAUCGCGGAAGGAAAACGUUCGGCACAGAUUUUAGCAUCAGAGGCCGCAAAGCAGGAAGAAAUAAACAAAGCGGAUGGCGCAGCAAAAGCUCUAAUUAUGAUAUCUGAAGCACGUGCUAAAAGUUUGAAAAUUGUAGCGGAAGCACUUAAUUUAACCAGCGCGAAGGAUGCGGCAGCACUUAGUGUAGCCGAACAGUACAUUAAGGCAUUCAAGAAAAUAGCGAAACAAAAUAAUACUUUAAUAAUACCCAGCAAUGUGGCCGACACAUCUUCCAUGGUAGCACAAGCAUUAACAAUUUACAAACAAGUUAUGUCUGGACAGAAUUUUCACGACAAUCAAGCGAAAUUAACCGACAGGUCUCAUGUAAAUAUCCAAGAUUCAGACGAAGCGUUUGAAUAUUUCAGUGAUAAGGAAGAGGCGGAAAAGCACAUGAAGAGUGGAAAACAAAAUCCCUGAAUGUUAUAAAAUAUUUGUAUAUGAUGCAUUUUAUUUUAAUUUUACUUAUCUACCUACAAUUGUAGCGGUAGAAAUAUAUUAAUACAAAAAGAUAACUAAGCA